AUGCGAAUAAAUGAAGAAGAAAGAAAUGCAGAGAAGAAGAAAGAAAGUCUAGUGGAAGGGCUGCCAAUGGAGAGUAGUCCGUAUUUGAAAUAUAGUGAUUUGGAGGACUACAAGCACAAUGGCUAUGGGACCUCCGGCCACCUCCCUGUCAAGCUUGACCAGAUCGGUGGAGCCACCGAUGCUCCCACCCCUGCUGGCGGUGCAUUGUCUGAGGGUGAAGCUGCUUGUGUUAUUACUGCUGCCAGCCUCCAUGUCACCAAGAAAUGA
Carica papaya (papaya) is the source of this 267-nucleotide messenger RNA. RefSeq lists its product as uncharacterized. The record is from RefSeq and is a predicted model, not a curated record. Lineage: Eukaryota; Viridiplantae; Streptophyta; Magnoliopsida; Brassicales; Caricaceae.